UCCUGCUACUGCUACUACUACUACUCUUCGCGACUGAUAUUUUCCGCCGCAGCUCUCCAUCUCUCUCCAGACCACUCGCCCGCACCGCGCAAUGCCGCACAACCAGGACCCGCUAGUGUCGACGGGGCGCGGGGGCGCCGGCAACAUCGGCCGCGACCCCACCGUCUACACGGACGGCGAAAUCGUGCGCGAGGGCUUCGAGGGCGAGGCCCACGAGCCCGAAUACUCGACCGGCCGCGGCGGCGCCGGCAACAUCGGCUCGCCGCGCAUCAUGCCUGCGGCGGGGGAGCGCAGGCGCAGCCAGGACGUCGUGCCUGAGCAGGCGCUGCGGGGCGCGGGGGCGGGGUACGAUAAUUAUCAUACUGGUCGCGGUGGUGAGGGCAAUAUCCAUAAGGAUAAGUAUGCUGGGCAUAGCGGACCGCCGCACGAUAAGUCCAAGGAAUCGUUGGGCGAUAAGGUCAAGAAGAUCUUCCAUGCUGAUGGCAAGAAGAGCGGGGACGGGACGCCUGGGUCGACGGCUUGAGUGCCAAUAAGAGUGGAAGAGAGCUGUGUUGAUGGGUAAGGCAGUGUUGGAGCAUGGAGAGGUGAGAAGGCCCUGCUGGAUUUGCGCUUGUGAUGCUUGAGAAGAUACCAUGGGAUAGGCGGUGAUGCCACCGACCUUGGUGUUUCGCUUUGGGAUGGCUGUGGAAUAGAGAUGCGUUUUGCGACUGUGAGUUCCUUUUCCGUUGAACAUGUUCUACGUGAACAUGGCGUCUGCAAGAGAGUACGUGAGGCUCUGCUGCUCUAGCUUCUUUUCCAUCAAUAGCCAUAUUUCUUUCGAUGCUCAUUCUGGGCUUGCUUGGUGAGCGCAUAGCGGGGGUGGCUUGCCAGCGGGGAGAGGCGG
Molecule: messenger RNA, 883 nt
Organism: Aplosporella prunicola CBS 121167
Lineage: Eukaryota; Fungi; Ascomycota; Dothideomycetes; Botryosphaeriales; Aplosporellaceae
Exons: 4
Coding region: 92-523 (143 amino acids)
Source: RefSeq, a predicted model, not a curated record